This is a messenger RNA of Armigeres subalbatus, 1560 nucleotides long. RefSeq names its product putative serine protease K12H4.7. The record is from RefSeq and is a predicted model, not a curated record. Gene Ontology annotation, molecular function: dipeptidyl-peptidase activity; serine-type exopeptidase activity. The transcript has a single exon. NCBI's taxonomy places the organism in Eukaryota, Metazoa, Arthropoda, Insecta, Diptera, Culicidae. Bases 33 to 1526 code for a protein of 497 amino acids. Gene Ontology annotation, biological process: proteolysis.
UCGUCGAAGUAGUAAGGUGUUUAUCCACAAUCAUGGCGAACAAAUGGGUGCUGGUGGCCGUCUUGGCCCUAGCGGUGGUAGCGGUUUCUGGAAAGAAGUCUGCCUCUGCCGUGUCAGUACUGGAAAAGGUUUUGAAUGGCAACCCGAUGCCAAAUAUUCCCAAAGGAUACACAUCGCAAAAUCCUCGGACCGUUGAGCACACUUUCCGCACUCGUGUCGAUCACUUCAACCCACAGAACCGUGCCACCUUUGAGUUCCAGUACCUGUCCAACGACGAAUACUACCAACAGGGCGGACCAAUCUUCGUAUUCGUCGGCGGAAAUCACCCAAUCACUUCUUAUUUCAUUGAGCAAGGUCACUUCCGUGAUAUUGCCAACUACGAAAACGCCUGGUUAUUCACCAAUGAACAUCGUUACUACGGAAACAGCACUCCGACUGCGGAUCUCUCGGUUGAAAAUCUUCGUUUCUUGACCGUUGAGCAGGGAUUGGUUGAUUUGGCAGAAUGGAUCCACCACCUGCGUCAUGAAAUUGUUGGCGAUCCAAAUGCUCGAGUUAUUCUGCUGGGAGCUGGCUACGCUGGAGCUAUUGCCACGUGGAUGCGUCAACGGUAUCCCCAUCUAGUUGAAGGUGCCUGGGUUUCCAGUGGACAAAUUGAAGCUCGCUUCAACUUCAAAGAGUACGCUAUUGAGAUCGGUGAGUUGAUCCGUGACCAUGGUUCGAAUGAAUGUUACAGUCAAAUCUGGAGAGCCUUCCGUACGGCGGAGAACUUGGUGGAUGUUGGAUUGGCCCCCAUUGUUGAAGAUCUGUUUAACACAUGUGAGCCUAUCGACGCAGAAACUAUGCUGGAUGUAGAGACUUUCUUCUUCCACGUUAAAACGGCAUUGCAGGCUGUUAUUCUAGAUGAGCAAGACACUGAAACUACAACCGAGCUUUGUGAACAGUUGGCCAGUAACAAUGGAACGACUGAUCUACACAUUAUUGCUGACUGGGUUCUUGACUUUUACGACUUCCUGGAGUGUAUGCCUUUUGACUUUAAGGCCGCUAUCGAUGCACAUCAGUAUGUCGAUCCAGAAGCUCCAGCGAAUGCGUUGUAUGGUCUGCGUCAGCGCACUUACCAACUUUGCACGGAGUUCGGAUGGUUCUUGACCGCGGAUGCUGAUGAUCAGCCCUUCGGCUAUCGCGUCACUAUGUACUUCUUCCUGAAUGUUUGCAGAGCCGUUUACGGAGAAUGGCUAACCAGCCAGGUCGUUGUGGAUGGAGUACAGCUGACCAACAUGCAUUUCGGUGGCCAAAAUCCUCGUAUCUCCAAUGUGUACUUCACCAAUGGUGAUUUGGAUCCCGUGAGAGAUGUUUCGAUUACCGAAUACUACGAGGCGGGCGCUGGGGCAAUUGUUGUCCCAGGAUACUUUGCUAACGAAGAUCUUAAUUCGAUCAGUGGAUACAAUUCACCUGAAAUGCUUGAUGCCAAACACUAUGUACAUGAGUUCAUUAAGAGCUGGUUGUGGGAGCCAAUUGUACCGAUAUAAAGAUGUUGAAUAAAUGUGUUGCGUUUUUGCGUAA